AUGGGCAAACGAGGCGGCAGAAAGGGAAACCGCGGCGGCAGAGGUGGCGGCGGUGCCCGCGCAGAGCGCUCCACCAAUUGGCACGAGAUUCCCCGUACCAACGAGAAGCUCGAGAGAUACUACAAUGAGCCGGAAUUUAUCCCAGAGGAGGAGAAGGAGGAGUUCUGGAAUGCUAUCAAGAGAGAUCUGCCCAACAGCUUCCGCUUCACGGGCUCGCGUGGUCAUGCGCUUGCUGUGCAAGAGCGCCUGAAGAACUUCUAUGUCCCACAAAUCACUUCUAUCGAGUACGAGGGCCAGAAGGUCCAGCCGCCACAGCCCGUCGAGUGGUACCCGGACCAGCUUGCUUGGUCGAUGACCACUCCCAAGCAGGUUAUUCGCCGCCAUGCACCCUUCGCUUCGUUCCAAAAGUUCCUUGUUGCCGAGACCGAAGUCGGAAACAUCAGUCGCCAGGAGCUCGUCAGCAUGAUCCCGCCUCUCCUCAUCGAUAUCCGGCCCGGAAUGACUGUUCUGGAUAUGUGCGCUGCGCCGGGUAGCAAGUCAGCACAGCUGAUGGAGGCUCUCCAUGCCGGCGAGGAGGAUACCAUUCUGGAGGCCGCUAAGCAGGUCAAAGAGGGCAAUGCUGGGCCAGAGCCUUUGGGCCCCGAGGGCUUGAAUGAUGAUGGUCGCACUACUGGUCUGUUGAUCGCCAACGACAGUGAUUACAAGCGUGCGCAUCUCUUGAUCCACCAGAUGAAGCGUCUGAGCUCUCCCAACCUGAUCGUGACGAACCAUGAUGCUACUAUGUACCCCUCUAUCAAGCUUCCUCCUCUACCUGUUCCCGAGGGCCAGCGCCCUAUCAACCGAUACCUGAAGUUCGACCGCAUCCUCGCCGACGUGCCUUGCUCUGGUGACGGUACUGCUCGGAAGAACAUUGGUGUGUGGAAAGAUUGGAGCCCAGCCAGUGCUCUGGGUCUUCACACCACUCAGGCUCGCAUUCUGGUUCGCGCCUUGCAGAUGCUCAAGGUUGGUGGACGUGUUGUCUACUCUACUUGCAGUAUGAACCCCAUUGAGAACGAGGCUGUCAUUGCUAGCGCCAUUGAGCGCUGCGGUGGGGCUGCCAAUGUGAAGAUCAUUGACUGCAGUGAAGAGCUGUCCGGUCUGAAGCGUCGGCCUGGUCUGAAGAGCUGGAAGGUCAUGGACCGUGAGGGUCGUAUCUGGAGCAGCUGGGCGGAAGUCAAGGAACAGAGAGAGCAGGAGAGCAGUAGCAAUGGCUUAGCCCGUCUGGCCGAGGGAAUGUUCACUCCUUCUGGAGAGACCGCCGAGCUGCCGCUCGAACGCUGCAUGCGUGUUUACCCUCACCUCCAGGAUACUGGUGGCUUCUUCAUUACUGUCCUUGAGAAGACCUCCGAGAUCAAGGCCAAGCCCGAGAACUCCGCCAGCGUCAUUCCGCUCCUGCCCAAGGGAUCCGUUGCAGCUCUUGCUGCCGAGCUUGACUCGCGUAACAAUGAAAACGGCGAGCCUUACCAGAAGUUGGACUCUCUGGAUGAUCUUGUCCCCGCCGACGCGGAAGUCGAGGCUGAGAUUGCGAAGAACGCAACGGUCGCUGAGGCUUCCAACCAGCCUCCUUACUCGGUGACUCUUGAUGCUUCGCAGCCAGCCUCUCCCGUUAAGCGCGAGGGUGAUGAGUUGGAUGAGGAGCUUCCUGCUAAGAGGACCAAGCUUGAGAAUGGCAGUGAGGUCUUGGUCGGUGACCGCCCUAUCCACCGUCCUCCCCCGACCGUUCAAGUGGAACAAAUGGAUACUUCAACUGAUAACACUCCCGCACCCACUGCCCCAGGCCCAGUGUCUCAGGGUUUCAAGAAGAAGGUUGUCCAAGAAGAGCCCUACAAGUAUCUGGACCCCAAUCACCCAGAGCUGGUCCCAGUCUACGAGUUCUUUGAACUGUCAGAACGGUUCCCCCGUGACCGAUGGAUGGUGCGCAAUGCAGAGGGCCAGCCCACCCGAACUGUUUACUACACCAGCGCCCUGGCUCGGGACAUUCUUACCAUGAACGAGCGCUCCGGCAUGAAGUUCGUCCACUGCGGUGUUAAGAUGUUCGUGAAGCAGGAUGCACAGCGCGAGAACGUCUGCCGCUGGCGUAUCCAGACGGACGGAUUGAAGAUCAUUGAGCCUUGGCUGGGUGAUGUUCGCACCGUCACCCUGACCCAGCGGGAGACGCUGCGUCGCCUGCUCAUCGAGAUGUUCCCCAAGGUCAACGACAAUGGUUGGAAACAACUCGAUGAGAUUGGUGAGCGCGUGAAGGAUAUUCCCAUGGGCUGCAGUAUCUUGCGCAUCGAGCCCAGCGGCAAGGAAGAUGGCCUUACCGAGCGGAUGGUUCUGCCCCUCUGGCGCUCCCUGCACUCUAUCAACCUCAUGCUUCCCAAGGAAGAUCGCCGCGCCAUGCUCCUGCGUAUCUUCAAUGAUUCCACGCCCGUCAACAACAACUCUGUGAAGAACCAGAAGGGCUCGCAAAGGCAGGCAGAGACUGUCAUUGAGGCUUCCGAGUCCGAUGCCAUCGAUGCCAUCGAGCCUCCCGCGGCGAUUGAGGACGACGCUCUGAAGAAGGAGAACCUUGCAUUGGGUCAAGACGAGCAAGAGCAGGUUGACACGCGAGAGACCUACACCAAGGCUGGCGAUGAGGAGGACCGAUUCAAUACCACUGUCUAG
This is a messenger RNA of Penicillium daleae, 2685 nucleotides long. Its product is annotated as tRNA (cytosine-C5-)-methyltransferase. The record is from RefSeq and is a predicted model, not a curated record. Gene Ontology annotation, cellular component: nucleus; cytoplasm. Gene Ontology annotation, molecular function: tRNA binding; tRNA (cytidine-N5)-methyltransferase activity. The transcript has 4 exons. NCBI's taxonomy places the organism in Eukaryota, Fungi, Ascomycota, Eurotiomycetes, Eurotiales, Aspergillaceae. Gene Ontology annotation, biological process: tRNA methylation. Bases 1 to 2685 code for a protein of 894 amino acids.